Molecule: messenger RNA, 1702 nt
Organism: Beta vulgaris subsp. vulgaris (sugar beet)
Lineage: Eukaryota; Viridiplantae; Streptophyta; Magnoliopsida; Caryophyllales; Amaranthaceae
Product: fimbrin-1-like
Exons: 6
Coding region: 177-677 (166 amino acids)
Biological process (GO): actin filament bundle assembly; actin filament network formation
Cellular component (GO): actin filament bundle; cytoplasm; actin filament
Molecular function (GO): actin filament binding
Source: RefSeq, a predicted model, not a curated record
UGACCAUUUUACUGAAAUACUAUUUCUGUAAGAUUAAUUUAUUGUAAUAAUUUUCCCAUUUCUCAAUUUUUUUUCCAAUAAUUAAUCCCUUGAUAUUUAUAUGUAGGAAAUAAUUGUUGUUCUGGUGAGAUUUCAAUCUGUUUCCCCAUCAAUUUGACUGAUUGGGGAAGGCAAAAAUGUCUGGUUAUGCUGGUGUUGUUGUUUCUGACCCUUUACUUCAUAGUCAGUUUACUCGGGUUGAACUUCGAAGCCUGAAAUCCAAAUAUACUUCGGUGAAGAGUCAUAGUGGUAAAGUCACCAUUGGAGAUUUGCCUUCAAUGAUGGCAAAGUUGAAAGCUUUUAGUCAGUCAUUUAAAGAGGAUGAUAUUAAGGGGAUUUUGACUGAGUCUGCUUCUGAUAUGGAUCAAGAGAUCGAGUUUGAGGACUUUUUGAAGGUUCAUCUAAGCUUUCAAGCUAGAGCGUCAGCUCAGCUCGGUGGUUCAAAGGAUUCGUCAGCCUUUCUCAAGGCCUCAACGACUACCCUUCUUCAUACAAUUAGUCAAUCCGAGAAGGGAUGUUAUGUUCAUCACAUUAAUACUUAUCUUGGAGAUGACCCUUUCCUGAUGCAGUUUCUUCCUAUUGAUCCUAAUAAUGAUUAUCUUUUCAAUCUUGCAAAGAGAUGGAGUUCUUCUCUGUAAGCUUAUAAAUGUUGCUGUUCCUGGCACAAUAGAUGAAAGAGCAAUAAACACCAAAAGGGUACUUAAUCCAUGGGAGAGAAAUGAGAAUCAUACUCUGUGUCUUAACUCUGCGAAAGCCAUUGCAUGCACUGUGGUUAACAUUGGACCCCAUGACUUGGUUGAAGGCAGGCCACAUUUGGUGCUUGGCUUAAUAUCUCAAAUUAUCAAGGUACAUGUUUUUCCAUCAUACCUAGGAUUGAAGGAUUUUAGAUAUAUCAGCCCAUUGAAUGAGAACCUUUCUUUUCCUUGAGAACUUUCUGCAAUGACCUGAAUUCAAAAGAACCUCAGUUAGACCGAAAGAGAAAGAAAGCUUCAAGGAAGGAAGAAAAGGCUACAAACAAUGCACUCGAGAGUUGAGAGUGCUAACUCUUAACUCAACUUCUCCCUAAAUGGGUGAGUCUUUGUGCUUAUGCUGAAAGCCCCGUUGUUUUAAAGCACUUUUUUUUUUGUUAAUAGCUUAUAGCUUUACAUGCUGAAUUCUUCUAAGAAGGUUUCAGUGGGAAAAUUUUGUGUUAUAUGGAGGCCUCGUCAUAUAUUUUGAUUGGUAUAAAUGUAUGAUUAGAAUAGGAUACCUUUAUUCUAUUUGGAGUAAGUGAAGACUUAUGUUGAUUUAUUCCAAUUAUCCACUCAUGAAAUCAACAAAUUACAAAUGAGAUCAAUGAACAACCUAUUGUCAUUCAAACCUUAUGCUGAAUUACUCCAAUUAUUCACUCAAAUAUUAACAUUUCACUAAAGAGAUAGGUGGUAAUGAACAAUCUUUCUUUAGGUCUGAUGUUCAGCACUUUACAGAGGCGUUUGCUUUCAUCUUUGCAUUCGUUUGUUUGCUUAUUGACAAGGGCAGAAAAGAAUACACCGGAUUGCUCAAUAUUCCCCCUAUACCUGCAUCAUAAGCUUAGAAGGCUUGGAAAAUGUUAUUUCUUCUUUUUAAAAGUCUCUAAUUUGAACUCUUAACAUAUUUGUCUGUAUUGAUGCUUUGAUCUCAAAUA